GAGAGACGAUACCCUGACUUUCCGGUUUACUACGAGAUAGGAAUUUGGCAUAUACGCUUUUGCCCUACCAAGUUUUUGGCGCCGCUGCCGGGGACUGCCAUACCUUAUUUUUGUUGAUUUUUGUGAGUGAACUAUUUUGAUCUGUGUGUUAGUGUGCAGAAGAAUUUUUCAGGUGUAUCCUCCUUGUGCAUGCCAAGGAGGACGACCGAAAAUUUAGUGCCACUUGAUCCAGAGAUAGAGAAGACCUGCCGACAGAACAGGAAGCAGGUCAAUUUAGGGAAGCAGCCAACCACAACUACUAGGCCUUCCCUAACCCAGAGAGGGCAGGCUUCAUCACCUGUCGUCCCUACACCACCGACAACACCACCUCGUGACAUUGAGCCAGACAUCAUGGCAGACGAGGAUCGAUCAAUCAGGGCUCGUUUGAAAAGGUAUUUCUCGAUAAAUACUUCCCACCUGCCUUGGCAAUGAAGAGGCAAGAAGAGAUUGUUACUUUUAAGCAGGCUGAUGAUGAGAGUCUGACUGAGGCAUGGGAGCGCUACAAGGGGCUGUUGAUGAGAUGCCCAAGCCAUGGUCUUGAAGAUUGGAACGUGAUCAUUAUUUUCUUCAAUGGAAUCAGAAGGGAGUUUCGGGAUGCCCUAAAUAAUGCUUCUCUAAAUGGUUUCACAAGGAUGGAGGCUCCAGCAGCAUAUGAACUGGUAGAGAAGAUCUGUUCAGAAGCCACUGAAUGGGGUAGUGAGACCAGUAUUCGAAGGAGAGGAGGCUUGCAUGAGAUAGACAGAGUUGCAAGUUUAGAAGCAAAGAUUGAUGCUAAGCUGGAUUCCAAGUUCGAUGCACUCGAACGAAGGCUGGCAAAGAUUGCUCUGGGUAGACAAGAGGAGGUUGUUUCAUGUGAACUUUGCGAGGGUCCUCAUCACAGGGAUAUGUGUCCACUGGGAGCUGCUCAGUUGGAAGAUGUCCAAUACAUCAAUAAUCCGCGAAGUCAAGGCCAGGGUGGUAUGUAUUCAAAUACAUAUAACCCUCAAUGGAGACAUCACCCCAACAUGUCAUGGUCGAAUAAUAAUCCAGCUGGUGUCCUAAACAUCCCACCUCCUGGUUUUCAACAACAGCAACCUCAACCAGAGAAGAAGCCCCAGCUGGAGGAGUUGAUUUUGGCUCAUAUGCAGAAAACAGAUAAUAAUUUCAAGGGUCUUGAUCAAUUUUUCACUCAACAGCUAGCCAUCAACAAUAAUAUGCAAUCAUCUAUGCUAGCUAUGGAGAGGCAAAUAGGCCAGAUGGCUCAAACUUUGGCAGAUAUUCAAGGUAGGAUUCCCGGGACUUUACCAGCAAAUACCGAGAGGAAUCCGAAGGAUGCCAUGGUUGUAGCUGUCACAUUGAGGAGUGGAAAGGCCUUGGAGGAUCCACAGAGUCCAAGGAAGUCGACAAAAUCCGAAAAGGAAGGAGUUACAGAGGUAGAGAAUGAAGAAAGUGCAAAAGCUGAAAAAUCUGACUUGCACAGGCAAACUGCAUGCAAUCUGCCUGUGCAUGAGCAUUCUGCCCGUGUACCUCAAAAAGUGGAAAAAUUGAGGAAGGAAGAGGUAAAGCCUUAUGAACCUCCCACACCAUUCCCUCAAAGGUUAAUGAAGCCCAUGGAAGACCCAAACUUCAAAAAAUUUGUGAAUAUCUUCAAGCAACUUCAUAUCAACAUACCAUUAGCGGAGGCACUUGAACAGAUGCCUACAUAUGCUAAAUUCUUAAGGGAGUUGCUGACAAAGAAGUGUAAAUGGGCUGAUCUAGAGAAGGUAACCCUUACUUCUGAAUGUAGUGCCGUGAUUCAGAAUAAAUUGCCAGAAAAGAGGGAUGAUCCAGGAAGCUUCACCAUUCCAUGUGCCAUUAGAGGUAGAGAGUUUGGUAAAUCACUCUGUGAUCUAGGAGCAGGCAUUAAUUUGAUGCCAUACUCAGUCUACAAGAAAAUGGGAUUGGGAGAUGUUCUUAAGCCUACUCGGAUCACUCUCCAAUUGGCUGAUCGAUCAGUGAAAAUUCCAAAAGGAGUGGUAGAAAAUGUAUUGGUGAAGGUGGGGAAGUUUAUUCUCCCAACAGAUUUUGUUAUUCUAGAGAUGGAAGAAGAUCAGGGAGUGCCUCUAAUUCUCGGCAGACCUUUUCUAGCCACUGGCGAUGCACUCAUCGAUGUCGGGAGAGGCAAGUUGACAUUCCGAGUAGGUAAGGAGGAGGAAAUUUUUAAUGUCUUUCAAGUUGACCAUAAUCACGAUGCAUUUGAUGACUUUGAAAGUGGAGCUCGAGAAAGGGAAAAUUCUUCUUCCUGUGAUAGUGGACCACCCAAAGAACUAUCACAUGUCCUAGCAGCUGAAAGUCUGAAAUCAAAGCAAGGGCAGAAAUCCUUGCCAGGUUACCUCGAGUAUCGAUAUUUGGGUAAGGAUUUCAAUCUUCCUGUUAUUAUUCCUUCUUCACUAACAUCAAAACAGGAAGAGUACUUGCUUGAGGCGCUGCAAUACCACCUACGCCUCACUAAAGGGUCCAACAUGCCAGCUAAGAAGGUCAUACCAAAUUUUCGCACACCUGGCCCUGCAGAGGUGACUCAUAUGUUGGAUGGAGGGUAUGCGUUCUAUCAUUGCUCGGGAGGGUAUUCUGGAUACCUUUCCAUGAACGUCAGGCUGAGGAAGUUAAACAAGCGCUUCUUGGGAGGCAACCCAAGGUAAGUUUUCUUUUCUUUAUUUUUCUUUUUCGUUGUGUCAAACCGUGCAUGUUUAGAUUAGGAGUUGAACAUUAGGGACAAUGUUCCAUCCUGAGUGUGGGGUGGCGAGUCUUAGUGUUUGUUUGUUCCUUUUGUCAUGUGGUUGGAAAAAAAAAUUGUUUGUUCCUUUUGUCAUGUGGUCGGUAAAAAAAAACAAAAAAAAAUUGCCAUUAGGUUGAGCACAGCCAAACUGCAUGCAGUUUGCCUGUGUAAUAAGCAGGUUGCCUGUGCAAAGCUAAUGGCUAAAAAACAUCUAAAAAUCAGAAAAAUUAAAAACAAAACCUUGUACUCUUGUGGCUACAUGAUGUAAAUGACUGUGAUGCCUUGAAAAUGAGUUUGUGCUUGAAUGAAAUCAUCAAAAUCAC
Molecule: messenger RNA, 3096 nt
Organism: Linum trigynum
Lineage: Eukaryota; Viridiplantae; Streptophyta; Magnoliopsida; Malpighiales; Linaceae
Source: the annotation of a GenBank genome assembly